Messenger RNA from Trichoplusia ni (cabbage looper), 4049 nucleotides. RefSeq names its product UNC93-like protein. Gene Ontology annotation, biological process: regulation of muscle contraction; regulation of potassium ion transport. The record is from RefSeq and is a predicted model, not a curated record. Gene Ontology annotation, cellular component: plasma membrane; striated muscle dense body. Gene Ontology annotation, molecular function: potassium channel regulator activity. NCBI's taxonomy places the organism in Eukaryota, Metazoa, Arthropoda, Insecta, Lepidoptera, Noctuidae. The transcript is spliced from 6 exons. The coding region runs from base 61 to 1707 and encodes 548 amino acids.
AAAUGUUUUGUGCUAAUUAAAUUAUUUUUCUUUGUUCAGGGCAAAAGGAGGUAACACGGCAUGACUGCUACGCACGGCGGCGGACGUGAAGAUGAUCGUCCGGACAAAGACUCUGUGUACACAAUCAAGACGGGAUUCAAAAACGACGGCUACCAGCACGACCGCGACUCGAACGAUGACAUCGUCAAGCCCCCACCGCUUCCCACUGAAGACGAUAACUUUAACUCCGGCAAAGUAACAUUAAAUGUCAACGAAAAAUGGAGAAUACUAAAGAACAUAGCUGCUGUGAGCGCAGCAUUUAUGAUCCAAUUCACCGCCUUCCAGGGGACUGCGAAUCUUCAGUCCUCGAUAAACGCUGCAGAUGGUCUCGGGACCGUGUCUCUGAGUUCAAUCUACGCGGCGCUUGUUGUCUCCUGUAUAUUUGUACCCACCUUCCUAAUUAAGAGGCUAACGGUCAAAUGGACCCUUUGUAUAUCCAUGAUGUGUUAUGCGCCGUACAUUGGGGCGCAGUUCUACCCGGCGUUCUACACCCUGGUCCCGGCGGGUGUGGUGGUCGGCCUGGGAGCCGCCCCUAUGUGGACCUCGAAGGCCACGUAUCUAACGCAAGCGGGAAGCGUGUACGCGAAGCUGACCGACCAGGCCGUCGACGGUAUCAUAGUACGGUUCUUCGGCUUCUUCUUUCUGGCUUGGCAGACCGCUGAGCUUUGGGGAAAUUUGAUCUCAAGUUUAGUGUUUUCAUCGGGAGUCCACAACACCACUACGACAACGGAGAACACGAGCAAAACGUUGUUGACCUGCGGCGCCAACUUCUGCAUGAUCGGAGGCGGUCACCAUGACAACCAGAACCUGCACAGGCCGCCCGACAGCGAGAUAUAUGAGAUCAGUGCCAUAUACCUCGCCUGUGUCGUUGUUGCCGUGCUUAUGGUUGCACUGCUUGUUGAUCCACUUUCCAGGUACGGUGAGAAACAAAGGCAGACAGACCCCUCAAAGGAGUUGUCUGGCAUCCAGCUGCUGUCAGCCACCGCAUACCAACUGAAGAAACCCAACCAGCAGCUACUGAUCCCCAUCACGCUAUGGAUCGGAAUGGAGCAGGCUUUCAUUGGAGCAGAUUACACCCAGGCUUACGUAUCCUGUGCUCUCGGUAUCCGCUCCAUCGGUUACGUGAUGAUCUGCUUCGGGGUCGUCAAUGCUAUUUGUUCACUGGUCUUCGGAUCUGCUAUGAAGUACAUCGGUAGAUUCCCCAUACUCGUGAUGGGAGCCGCCCUGCACUUGGGACUGAUAGUUUGGCUCCUUAUCUGGAAGCCGAAUCCUGAGUCUCCAACAGUUUUCUUCGUGAUCUCUGGACUGUGGGGCGUUGGUGACGCUGUGUGGCAGACGCAAAUCAAUGGGUUGUACGGUGUAUUGUUCAGACGCAACAAAGAGGCCGCCUUCUCCAACUACAGAUUGUGGGAGAGUGCUGGCUUCGUCAUCGCUUACGCGUACUCCACGCACCUGUGCGCCAGGAUGAAGCUCUACGUCAUGAUGGUGAUGCUCCUCAUCGGUGUCGCCGGGUACAUUGUCGUCGAAAUCCUUCACAAGAGAAAGGCUCGCCGUCUGAAGGCCAUCGCUGAGGACCCGGCCAUCGCUGCCGAGGCCGCCAAGCAGCCGCCAGAAGAAGACGACGAGAAGGACGAGAUCGAUGAUGAAAUCAUCAUCACGCACCUGUAAGCCAUAGCCGAUGGCCCCGGGCCAGCCCCCGCGGCGCCCGCCCGGGCCCCGUCCCACACUAACGCGAACAUCUCGCCGCACGGACAUUAGUUUAGGCUGCCCCACACGCACAUACAAAAUUUUGCCAUACGUUUGGGUAUGUACAAAAUCACAAUGACAUCUCCAUAUUAUAAUCUCGAAUGUAAUUAGUGCUAUUUAUGUAUCCAAUAGUUAAGUUAUUAUAAGACGGAAGAGGUGCGAAAAAUCUAAAAGACUUUACAAGUACAAACAUGAGGGUAACACAACACUGCUGCAGUGCAACUGCUUGGUACAGCUGUCCCAUACAUUGCAAGACCCGUAUUUAUUCAUUUUAAAUACAUAUGAAUCUCAGCGAAACACUUUGAUGGUACAAAUCCGACGUCGUCUUGUGUCUCGAAGGACAAUAAUCUCUUACAUUAUGGUACAUUAUUUUUAUUCAAGAGGUCAGCUCUUGUCUAUGCAGCAAUCAAUGUAGAUAAUUUUUGACAUCUUAACAAUUGAUAUCAAUAAUUGAAUUUUCGAAAUUCAAAAUACCUAAAUGCUCGAACAGUAUUGUAAAACCUUUUGGCUAUAGAUUUCAUUGGUUGUGAAACUAUAUUGAAGACGUCCGCUUCGCCUUACAGUUUCAUGAAAUCAGAGGUGCAUGCGAUAUAUUACAUUUUGUCCUUACCGAUGCCGCUUGGUUGGGGACGUAAGCGUCAAUAACAUUGAUUCCAAUGGAAUGAUAAUGUAGCCGUCUGGGUUCAUUAUUCUUUCGUUAGUAAUUAAGCGCAUUGUUUUAAUCGUUUGACUUCUUAGUCUGUUUUGUUAUAUAUUUGGUAUUAAACAAUAAAAUUCGUACACGUUAGUAGAAAGUGGCGUUAGUUUUCUGGUUCAACCACAAGGGUGGUAUAUUGACACUGGUUUAAAACAGCCGUCUUAAAUAGUCUAAUGCAUUCAAACUAAGAUUUUGUUUUGUUUAAAAGAGGAUAUCUAAUUUGGUCGAUUAAAUACAAAGCUCUUUGCUUUUCGAAACUUGAUCCGUAUAACGUUGCUCAAUUAUAGCAGAGCACAAACGUAAAUUGGAGUAUUUAUUGUGCAAAGAUGUCACCAGAUGGCGUUAUAUAUCAUUGUAACAGAUGUAGAUACAGCUAGCACAACUGCCGAGUGACAUUAUACAUGUAUAGGUAAUAUAUUUAUUUAUGUUUGUUUAACAAAUUCUAUUUCUUUUUUGUAUUUUUUGGAGCAGGUAUAGUUAUGUGUACAUCAACAGUAUUAAUUUUUAGUAAAUGUAGCGUCAUCGCGGUCAGACAUCUUAUUUAUUCACCAUCAGUUGUGAGGACCAAUGGUUCCAGGAUCAUUGGUCUAAUACGAAUUAAAUAAUUUUACAUUUGUUAAUAUUAUUAUUAUUCAAUGCCCAACAAGACAGAUAACUGUCGUGUAUAGGUAAUUUGUUUCUUUGGAAUUUAUAUAUACUAAACCCCUUUUGCGAUGGAUUUAAAAGCGGUUGAAAAUCUGAUCGUAAGGUAACUAGAUCAAAUGAAUUAAUAUUAUUUUUAAUUAUAGCAAUAUUAUACAUACGUAGAUAAAUUAAGCUUUGUGUAUACCUAUCACAUGGACGUUUAAAAUUGUAUCCACAGCAUAAGAGCUUGUUGUCGUUUACAAUUUUAAACGUCAUGUUAAUUUUAAGAGUUUAUAUAGGUAUAUUUAUGUUAGAUUCUAAAAGUAUUUAUGUAUGGAAUGCUAUUGGGACCUCCACAGAUCGAAUAUACUUUGCAAAGACACGAUGCGAGCUAAUUUUGUACUGUAAACUACGAGGAAGAUUUUAUUCUAUUAUAGAAAAUAUCUUUAGCCGACUACAAAGUAUGGCGCAACAGUGCAAUUAUUGUGACAAGUACGUAGUGUACGUUGCGUACGUGGCGUACGUAUCGUUCGUAGCGUACGUGCCUGCUGUCUGCGGAGGUAACAAUUCAUAUCGUUCUAUUUAUUAUCAGAACUACAUCGGCAUUAGGAAAGUCCAUGUUAUGGUACAAUUUCUAAGUUUACCCUGUCUUUUCCGUUUGUCCUGACACCAAGUAUGCAAGGUUUAUGCAAUAGGUAGGGUAACAAAACCACGUGAUAAAUUAACAAUAAAAUGUAAUUAUAUAAAUAAUAUAAGCAUAUUAUUAUAUUAUUGUAAAUUAAAAAGUUAGAGUUAGUUAUGUAAGGCUAUUAUAUAAUAAUAAAUAAAUCUAUCGCUCUAUUUUUGAGAUAACACCUUUUUUGUUUGAAUAAGAUAUUAUGUUACUUUAUUAAUGAUGUCAUAUGAAUUUGUGAUGAAAUAAACAUAGAGUUGUUUGGUCAAA